This is a messenger RNA of Drepanopeziza brunnea f. sp. 'multigermtubi' MB_m1, 1719 nucleotides long. The record is from RefSeq and is a predicted model, not a curated record. NCBI's taxonomy places the organism in Eukaryota, Fungi, Ascomycota, Leotiomycetes, Helotiales, Drepanopezizaceae.
AUGUCUACAGAUAGACUGACUGAUCUGAAUCUGGCGAAGCUUCGCGUGGAAGGGAGUGCUCAAAGCAAUGCUCCCGUGAGAGAUCAGGUCUCGGUCGUCAUCCAGCCAACCGGCAGAUCCGGUUGGAGUCUGUACGGAGGCCCUCCUUGCAUCGACGCCAUCCCCGAGAACGUUCUGGCCCAGAUCUGGGGAUUCUACGCGGCAGAAGGCCUAGAUGACGCGAGGCGCACCGAGGCGCACUUCAAAGUCGAGGUGCGGAAUGCCGACCCUUCGAUCGUGGAGAGGUACCCGCUGCCCAGCGACUUUGACGUGCAGAGGAUUCCGGAGAUGUUCGCACUGCUGGAGGUUCUCCAAACCAGGUUCAUCUGCGACAAGCACUAUGCGCGAGGGGAUCCCAGCUAUGCCUACAUCGAGCUCAUCUUCAGCCCGGAGGCCGACUGCCGGGUGGCGUGGGAGUUUGGCUGUCAUUGCGUUUCGGACGCCAGCUCUGAGCGCCCGCACAGCAGCAGCAGCGAAUCACUUUCGUCGGAAGCGCGACAUGCUGCUGCUUCGGAAUGGACGACGGCAUCGGAGCUUCGUCAGAUGACUAGGUUUUCUCAGCUGGAGGCUGAGCAAAAGAGACGGUACAUGAAAAGUCGUCCUAUGGAGGGGAGCUUUCUCACGACAGAGUCGUCUUCAGAUACGGAAGAUGACUCUGCUACAUUUCCUGCUCAGCCCGCUCACCUAUCUUCAGCUGCUCCAAAAAGGUGCAACAUGACAAACGCACGUUCGAACAGUGCUGCAGAAGCCGGACAGCUGAGAAAUGUGAGCCUUCGAAUGAAAAAUGGUACGGACACCCUCUCUCCUCUCCGACGCCCCCGUGAAGCAUCAUCAUCUCCCAAGCUCACCGCUAGCUACACAGUUUCCCUCCAAGGCCGCGUCACGGAAUCGGACCCCUGCUGGCCGGAUUUGACGGAUGUUGUUCCACGGCGAAUCCUGGACAGCAUGUACGACUGCUUCUCCCCUCCGCAUGCGCAUCUCGACCCGGCUGUCAAGUACAGUAUCGAGCUCACCUUUCCGCUGACCAGGCGUGCGGAUGCAGAGCACUAUGCGGAGAAGAUUCCUAAGCAGGUCCUCCGCACAGUCUACGAUUUCUGCAAGGACAACAUCAAACCCGACGAAGAUCUCCCCACCGGUCCCAUCCUGGGCGGUCACCAGGGCAAUGCCCACGAUCGCGGUCUGGAUCCGUCGCGGUUGGUCAAGUUCAGGUGCGAGCCGCAGAAACCGGAUCAAGUCGUUGUGAUGCUGGAUUUCGACCGUCCGGCUACGGAUAUGAACAAGAAGAGAUGGGCUCGACGCAACGAGAAACGCGAGCUUGCUGCCCGCGGGAACACCACGGUGGUCGUCACCCCUGAGGCCCCUUACUACGACGCUAUGCAGAACGAGACUUGCAUCUUGCUGCCCGAAGUCACUACUGGUCCCUACAGCUGGCCCAGAUCCCAAACUUUCCGACAGGAUAUGGUGGAGGGCCGAGCCGGUGUCCCGCUCUUCCUCGACAUCGGCGUCCUCAAUCUCAGCAGACCAUGGCCUUGUCGCUGUACUGGUCGCACACUGGAUCAACCCAUCUACGCCGAAGAGAUUGUCAACAGUUGGGAUCCGGUCAUGACUGUCAAUCCUUCGGAAGGAGAAGACGUUACCAAGGAAAUGGUCGCUCACAUCACCAUGGGUGUUGAAGCAUAA